Porites lobata is the source of this 912-nucleotide messenger RNA. The record is from the annotation of a GenBank genome assembly. NCBI's taxonomy places the organism in Eukaryota, Metazoa, Cnidaria, Anthozoa, Scleractinia, Poritidae.
AUGGCAACGCUAACGGAAGAACUGAAGGCCCUCGAACUGGAGGAACAAGCCAUACGGAGACAACAACGUGAGGAGAGACUUCGCGCAAAGAUUGCAGAGAAAAGGCAGGCAAUCGAAGCAUUGCAUCGAAGCAGCCCUUUACAGACUGCGGAUAGAGCCGGAACCUUCACCACCAGGGAUCUAUCAAAAUUGGAACUCAAUGAUGCAGUUGGGGGGAAAACGCCUCUAGACGAGAUCCUCCAAACCAUUGACCCCUUGCAAGACCAACCAAUGAAUGGUGCCACGUGGCCAACGCAAGCUUUCAACCGUGCCCCGAUAUGGCAAUCACCGUCUAACAACACGGAAAUGUUCCUGAAACCAGGGAAAAUGGCAAAGGGUGAGAAACCUUUAUUGAUAAUUGACUUUGUUAAUAACAUUGUCCCUCAAGAUGAGGAAGAAACUCUUGGCAACCAGGGACAUGCCAAAAUUGUUGUAACCUAUGGGCCCCAAAAGCCCAAAUUAGAAACUGUUAGUUUAUCACAGUGGGUCAAAGCUAAUACCCGCAUUUUUUAUACAUUGCUCUCAGAGGGCAAAUUACCUAGCCAAGUAGCAAUUCAGAAUUACCUCGCCUAUACUGUAAAGAUAAUGGAGUUAUCUGCGAAGUACGAGUGGCGUUCAAUACUUCUAUACGACAAUGAGUUUCGUAAAUUGCAGGCUAUUUAUAAUUUUCAAUGGAGCUUCGACUCGCCCCACCUCCACACGGUCAUGUUGCAACCCAUAUUCAAGGCUAACAUUACUAAACCAUCACAAACUAACCCACCUUCAACACGUAUGGGUUUUGCUACUUUCACCUCAGAGGGCAGGGUUAUUUGUCGCAAUUUUAACGGGCCAAGGGGUUGUACCCUUCACAACUGCAACUUCGCGCGUGUGUAA